Lytechinus pictus (painted urchin) is the source of this 4947-nucleotide messenger RNA. RefSeq names its product transmembrane protein 115-like. The transcript has 4 exons. Lineage: Eukaryota; Metazoa; Echinodermata; Echinoidea; Temnopleuroida; Toxopneustidae. Gene Ontology annotation, cellular component: Golgi apparatus; membrane. Bases 43 to 1119 code for a protein of 358 amino acids. Gene Ontology annotation, biological process: retrograde vesicle-mediated transport, Golgi to endoplasmic reticulum. The record is from RefSeq and is a predicted model, not a curated record.
CGAAAACGUCAUUUUGGACGACUCUCGACUAUCUGCUGUAAGAUGGCUUCCACGGCCGUGAUCGCUCCGACGGGAGUGCAGCAUAUUCAGGUUAUUUUCAUGAAAAGCAGCGUCGUCGUGAAAUCUAUUUGUGGUGUAAUCAUUUUCAUGUAUUUAAUAACAUUCCUGGCUAACAAUGAGAAAUAUUUGGAAGCUCUUUCGGUGACUCCGGGCCUCAUAUUUCCACCAAGUUUUCGCGUCUGGACGUUGUUUACACACCCGUUCAUUGAAUUGCAUCUGUGGCUUGUAUUCCACGACGUGGCUCUCCUGUUGAUAUGCGGCAGACUCAUUGAACCUCUUUGGAGUGCGCUUGAAAUGCUGAUUUUCUUCGCUAUUGUAUCAGUUGGUUCAGCGAUCAUCACUUCAUUUCUUUAUUUGUUCAUGUACCUAUCAACUGUAAAUAUUACAUAUCUUUUUGAUACACACAUAUUUGGACUCGCUGGUUAUGCAGGAGCAGUGACAAUCGCCCUCAAACAGUCAAUGGGAGAUGCGGAAUUACCGCCCAAAGCUGCAAGAUUGAGAGUGCACCAUCUCCCAGCUUUGCUCCUCGUAUCAUCAUUAUUGCUUCGAUUUAUAGGAAUCGUACCACCUACACAUCCAUUUAUGCUAUUAACAGGUAUGCUGACAGGAUGGGUGUAUCUUCGGUUUUACCAGAAACAAUCAGAUGGGAGCAGAGGAGACAUGACAGACACAUUCUCAUUUGCAAGUUUCUUCCCAGAAGUCAUUCGACCACUUAUUGCUAUCUUAGCAAACACAGUUCACAGUUUUCUUGUAAAGAUCAAGGUGUGUAAAAAGCAAGUAAGGAAGUAUGACGUCGGUGCACCUUCUCCAAUCACAAUUAGUCUACCUGGUACAGACCCUGCAGAUGCUGAAAGGAGAAGGCAAAUAGCUUUAAAAGCCUUGAACGAACGGCUGAGUAAGGUUGAGGAACAGACGGCAUGGCCUAGCAUGGAUGAACAGCUCUCAUCUACAGAUCCUGCCUCGCCAGCUCCUUCAAGUAUUUCACUCAUGAGUGAUGCUAACCCCAAGGACAGUGUAGAGAUCAAUCUAGAUGAUCCUAGAACAAGUGUUAAUGCUUAGCAUUCAAGUGAGAAAAAGAAUGGACUAAGGGAUGUUUUUCAUGAAGUUGUACCCUGCAUAAAAAAGAGACUUUACAAGCGACUUCAAUUAUGGAAAGUCAUGUUGGAUCCCUCCAAAAAUAUUAUCUUGUGGCCUUUUAUUGAAUAUGUUGAGUUAUGGGGAUUAUCUAUCCUGUAAUGCAAAUUAUACUAUAGUUUUGGUUAUAUUGAAAAGCGAUCCAAGUUUGGUUUUAGAUUUAACACCCUUUUUAAAAACACAAUUUUAUAUUAUUUUUGUUUUAAUUAUUUCAUUUUUUUUUUAUUGGUGCAAAGAAUUUUCAUAGGCUUUCCAUAAUUCAACUCCUUUGUAAUGGCAGCUGUAUUAAACAUAUUCAGAUGAGUUGCAUUUUUCAAAGUGAUUAAUAGAACAGAAUAUAUUAUUUGCAAGCUGUCUAUAUCCCUACAGGAGAGCUUUAUGACUUGGACAAAUUUUAGUUGAUAACUUCAACUACAGUCUGUGGUUCUACUGGAGAAUGUCAUUGAAAAUAUGAAAAUUAAAUUAUGGAGUAGAUUGAGAACAUGGGACCGAUAAAAGCAGUUUGAUUCUAAUCGAGAUGUUGGCUCCAUCAGGUAGUAUUUGUAUGAUAUUGGCUUUAAAUGGAUACAUGUAGUGUUAGCAGAGUAUUUUGCAAUUUUUGUACGAAGGUAAUAAUUUGGGUUAAAUGGUCUGUCAGCUUGAGUCCAUGGUUUGAGCAAACACCUAACAUGUAUUAUUUUGUGCUUUACAUACGGCUAUGCUGAAUAAGUAUGAAUUUACAUUGCGAAUCUGUUAUAAUUUCUGCGCAUUUAUCUGCAAAUGAUUUAAUGCAUUUGCUUUAUGUAACCAGAAACAAAUGAAAAAGGAUUCAGUUUCCUGUAAAGGAGCAAGAACAUAUUUUAAGAAAUACUGGUAAUGAUGAUUACCAAUACCAAUGCUGUAUUAUGCAUUUAGGUGAAAUAUCCCAUCUGUGUUUACAAAUCAGCUUCCUAAAUGAAAAUUGAUAUAAAGCUGAGAUGUGAUGAGUUAUCACCUUCUCAUGUUACAUCGGUGUUGUGAUUUUGUAGUUUUUAAAAAUUCACCUGUCUUUAUAUUUGUAAAAAAACAACACUUAAUUUAGCAUCACCGCUGUCUGGCACGACCAUUUAAUGUGGCUUUGGUGCAGUGAUUGUUUUGCAAAACAUUUUGGGUUAUUUUUUUAUUUUUCCCUCCAGAAAAAUAAUCCAUAUUGGAAAUAGUAUUAAGUUAAGCUUUUUUACGCUAUUAAAGAACAUGUUUAGAUGUCAUCACUAAAACUCUUAUUUUCAGCAGUUUUCCUUAUUUUCCUAAUCAGAUAUACUUGAAGCUUUUAGUUUUUCUUUAAUUUUAUAUGUUGCAUACAUUUUUCAUAAAUUGAUUUCAUUCUUGCUCUCAUUUGCCCAGUCCAUUAUCCCAAAGAAAUGCAUUUCUAUAAGUGCCAUUUAACACUAGUGGUUUCUCUUGUUGUUUAUACUUGAUGACUUAUUUAUAAUACAUUCUUCAAUUAUGUAUUCUCUUCUGUUUUAAUGAACUGUAAUCAUAGACUACUAAUACCUACCUUUCCGUGUGUACGUGUAUGUUUAUGUAUUUACACAAAAUGUAAAUUUUAUGUUAUGUAAAUUGUUGUUUCUGUAUUUUUUAAGAAAUCAACUCUACAGCUCAUGCAUAUACAUAUACAUGUACUUCAGUAGCGUACCGUGAACCGCAGGAGACAAAGCAUUGGGGGGGCAGUGCAUUGUUUGUGAACAAUGCUUUGCCCCCCCAAUGCUUUGUCUCCUCCGAGUCACGGUACGCUACUGAUGUACUUGUAACUUGUUUUCUCCUCCCACACCUCUGGAGUAAAAAUAUACUUCAAGCAAGCCCCUAUCUCUUCCCUUGUGGGGUGCUUUUGAUUAAAAGUGCUUCCUCCACAAUUUGUGGUAUAUAAUUACCCAUCCAUGCAGAUGUGUGAUCUUUAUGAAAUAAUACAAGUCAAUAUUUCUACACGUGUUAACAUUGCAAACCCCCUUUUCUUGACUACUUUGUAACUGUAUGUUGGUGUAUGCAAACAAAAUGAUGAAUUUGUCAUUCGUGUAAGUGUGCUGUAGUCCUAUAGAAUGCAUUAUUUGGAUGCUGUUGAUUGGAUUUACUUUGGGAAGAAAUGAAGUAUUUAUAAGGAUGAAGGAGUUUACUACUCUGUAUCCCCCCAAAAUAGAAAAAGCAUGGAGGCAUAUCCAUGAUGGGUUCAUUUGUUCAUGUGAUAACUUGAAUGCAUUUGGUGAGAUAACAUUUGAAAAUGCCACCUGCUAUACAAGAAACACAUGCAUAAAACAAAGUAGUAUUUUGACACCAAUGAAUCAUACUUUUAAAUUAAAAGAGCAUGUCACAUUUGAAGUGUAAAAUCUCCAUACAAUUUAUUCAUAAAAUAUACCUAGUUUAUAUAUGAAGGAGAUUUUGGGGUAAUACUCCCAAUUUUCUCAUUACAGAUAAUUAUUAUCCAUGAAGAGAUAUGCAUUUCUUUGUAUUUAUUUUGUCAUUACUCCUUUGGGACACGUUGUUCGUGAGACAAUUUCUCAUGAAACUGUGCCCAAUUGAGUUGAUAUUAUAAAGGGCAUUAAUAAUUGUUUGGUUUAUAUGUCAUUUUAUAAAAAGAAAAAGUAACAGUUAUUGAAAAUGAAGGAAUAUAGUGUUACAUUGGACUAUCAUACUAUUUCAUCUCCUCAAAAGAAAUGAAUGUAUGAAGACCGCCAAUGUGGCUUUAUUGGUUAUGCUUCACUUAUCACAGAAUGGUCUUUAAAAAAAUUGCAUGAUUUACAACAUAUAGCAAAUAAAAGGCCCUUCUCCUCUCUACAGUAUGAUAUAAAUAUGUGUGAUUUUUAUGAUAGAUUAUAUCAAAUGAUAUGUACUUCAUAUGUGAAUCUUCUUUUCGGGGUGUCAAGUUGUUGGUUGCCCUGUAUGAUAUGUAAGGCUUUGUAAUAUGAUGUUUCUCCACACGGCUGAAAUUCAUGCACUUUGGUAUUCUUUAAUGCUUAUGUGUAUGUCUGCCCAUCGGUACAUUAUGAUACUAUCGCUCCAACUUAAAGGACAAGUCCACCUCAACAAAAAGUUGAUUUGAAUAAAAAGAGAAAAAUCCAACAAGCAUAACACUGAAAAUUUCAUCAAAAUCAGAUGUAAAAUAAGAAAGCAUUAAAUUAAAAGUUUUGCUUAAAUUCACAAAACAGUUAUAUGCACAUCCUGGUCGGUAUGCAAAUGAGGAGACUGAUGAUGUCAUCACUCACUAUUUCUUUUGUGAGAAAUCUGAAAUAUUCUAAUUUUCUCCUCAUUGUCAAGUGAAACAAUGAUUAAUUCCUCCCUGAUCAUGUGGAAUUAGCAUUGUUUAAUACUAUAUGGUUCAGUCAAGUUGGUCCUUAAUGUCACGUCUGUAACAAAUGAAAUAUUGUAUAAUCCAAACAAUAAAAACAAAAGAAAAAGUGAGCGAGGGACAUCAUUGACUGUCUCAUUUGCAUGUCACUGAGUUGUGCAUAUCACUGUUUUGUGAAAAAUAAGUGAAACUUUAAAAUAUCAUAACUUUACAUCCAAUUUCAAUGAAAUUUCAGCGUUUUUUAUGCUAGUUUGAUUUUUCUCUAUUUAUUCAAAUCAACAUUUUUCUGCGGUGGACUUGACCUUUAAUUGGUAAUGUAGAAUUUCAUUCUAGCAAAGUAUUCUAAGAAAUCGAUCACUCAAUUCUUCUUCAUAGGUUGUAAAUUUUUUCUAAUGACUUGUACUCUUGAUAAUAAUGAACAUAAAGCAUCAAUAAAUAUGAAGAUAAAAGCUGCA